Messenger RNA from Trichoderma asperellum CBS 433.97, 1224 nucleotides. RefSeq lists its product as uncharacterized. The record is from RefSeq and is a predicted model, not a curated record. NCBI's taxonomy places the organism in Eukaryota, Fungi, Ascomycota, Sordariomycetes, Hypocreales, Hypocreaceae.
AUGGCUAUCAAGAAUCCAUCUCAGCCACCCAAACACUGCGUGCUGCCGUGUACUUGGAUGCGUGCAGGUACCUCAAAGGCUUUGUUCAUCAACAGAAAGAACUUACCUGGUAGUUCCCUUGAGUGGGGACGGCAUUUAGUCUCCGCUCUGGGUUCUCGGGGAAAUGAUUCUCGCCAGAUUGAUGGAAUUGGUGGUGGCUUGUCUACAACUUCCAAGGUCGCCGUGGUAGCCGUGUCAGACCGCCCUGAUGCUGAUAUUGACUGGACAUUCGUCCAGGUCGCAGUGGGGCGAGAUUCUAUAGACAUGACAGGAACAUGUGGCAAUGUAUCGUCUGGCGUAGGGCCUUAUGCUUUGCAAAGUGGUCUUGUCAAACGCAGGCCUGGUGAAAAAAAGAUGGACAUCCGGAUAUACAAUACGAACACCGAUAGCAUAAUCGUGGAGACGAUGCAGCUUGACGAAGCUGGCAAUUUCUUGGAAAUUGGCAACUAUGCCAUGCCCGGAGUUCCCUCCCCGGGCAGUGAAGUCAGAUGUGCAUUUUUGCAUCCAGCUGGAAGCAUGACGGGGAAAUUAUUCCCUUCAGGUCAGCAGCAACAAACUUUGCGCAUAAUGCCAUACCCUAACUUGAUGACGGGAGCGGCACCGUUCGAUGUGCGAGUGACCUUAAUCGAUGCAGCCAACCCCUUUGUUUUCAUCGAUGCUACAAGUAUGCCUGUACCAGAUCCCUCGUUACCUGACGUGGCUGUACAUGCUAUUAUUGAAUCUAUUCGCUGUGAAGGUGCUGUUGCUAUGGGCCUAGCAUCAAACGUGGAAGUCGCAUCCAAGACGAGAGGGACGCCAAAAGUUGCCCUCCUGUACCCUCCGCCAAUCUCACAGGGCGGCUUAGGUCAGGCUAAUAUUCGGGUUCAGUCAUACUCCAUGGGUCUUCCUCACCCAAGCUUUCAACUCACUGGAGCUGUAUGCCUGGCGACGGCGUUGAAUUAUAAAGGCACAGUCGCAGCCGGGUUGUGCCAAAACUCGCCUAAUGAAGUCGCUUCCUUCUCUUCUACGAGGCCAGAAAAGGGAGCAUCAAAAAGCUCAGUCGUGGAGAAGAAGUUUGCAAUAGCUCAUAAUAAAGGGGUCAUAGAAGUAUUUACCACAAUUGAUAGCAAUGGAGAGGUGCAAAGCUGUGCUGUUUCACGCACUGCACGAAAACUAUUCGAGGGCAACGUAUCCUAUUAUAUAUAG